Molecule: messenger RNA, 381 nt
Organism: Haemonchus placei
Lineage: Eukaryota; Metazoa; Nematoda; Chromadorea; Rhabditida; Trichostrongylidae
Source: the annotation of a GenBank genome assembly
AUGAAACAACACCUGAACUUUGGCAAGCUCCUUAGGAGGAUCUAUGUCGACGAGAUGAAAUUUUUGAGCAAGAAGUAUUCAUCCAAAGAGAUCUACAUCCGGUCGACAGACAGAAAUCGAACGUUACUAUCAGCUAUGUCGAACCUUCUUGGUAUGUAUGGUCAGAAUGACGGAAAUGCCGUCCGUGAUCACGACUAUCCGUCCGAAGAAGGAUGGCCUAUUGGAUUUGUUCCAGUGCCUAUUCACACCGUUGAAAAUCACAUCGACUAUGUGUUGAACCCCGAUGCUGACUGUGAACGUCAAGGCCAAUUAUGGGAAAUGGCCAAGACUUCUCCGGAAGUGAAAGCAUUCAUGAAUCGACGUGAUGUGAGUUCAGUUUGA